Messenger RNA from Cucurbita pepo subsp. pepo (vegetable marrow), 791 nucleotides. RefSeq names its product transcription factor MYB20-like. The record is from RefSeq and is a predicted model, not a curated record. NCBI's taxonomy places the organism in Eukaryota, Viridiplantae, Streptophyta, Magnoliopsida, Cucurbitales, Cucurbitaceae.
UCUUCCUUCUCUCUCUAAUAUCUCUCUCUAGAAUUGAUUAAAAGGGCAAAAUGGGAAGACAGCCAUGUUGUGAGAAGGUAGGGUUGAAGAAAGGGCCAUGGACAGCUGAGGAAGACAAGAAGCUCAUCAACUUCAUCCUCUCCAAUGGCCAGUGCUGUUGGAGGGCUCUCCCUAAGCUCGCCGGCCUCUUGAGAUGUGGAAAGAGUUGUAGGCUUCGGUGGACUAAUUACCUUAGACCCGACCUUAAACGAGGCCUUCUCUCCGAUCUCGAGGAGAAAAUGGUCAUUGACCUUCAUGCUCAACUUGGAAACAGAUGGUCAAAGAUUGCUUCGCAUCUACCGGGAAGAACGGAUAAUGAGAUCAAGAACCAUUGGAACACGCACAUUAAGAAGAAGCUAAGAAAAAUGGGCAUCGACCCUCAAACUCACAAACCAAUCUCUUUUCCAACUGGUCAACUUCAAUCUCAAAUCCAUUGUCAUCUGGACACAGAGACAUCGACAAAUUCAUCGGUCGUUACCAAAGUUGAUGAGGUGCAAGGACUAACCUCUACGACUAUCGUCGAGCCCCAAGUGCUUUCAAAUCCUUGUGUUUCUACUUCAUCUUCUUCGUCAUCUUCAAACUCAAACCCGAUCGAGUUUGAAGAUCUCGAGUUCUUGGAUUUCGAAUGGGCAUAUAGCAAUAACACGAGUAAUAACGGCAAUGGUAUCGGAUUUUGGGAAGACGAUUUUAAUAGUUGGGAUUUCUUGGUUGGUCGUGAGGAUGAUGAAGNGAAAUCCACAUAUGAAAUCUAA